GGGGAUUCCGCCAUGGCCCCGUACCGCUGGCGCCAUGGGCGCGGAAGCUUCGACGCCGGGGGCACGGGGCGUGGACGUCAGUCUGGCCACAACCGGUGGAAAGAGAUGGUGGACAGGAGUUGGCUUGGGUGGCAAGCUCUAUGGCUUGCCAUGCAACGCCGAGCACCUUCUGAUCUUCGACCCCAGCUGCUUUACGGAUCCCGUGACCUUCAUUGACACGCGCAGUGUGGCGAAGGGCGAGGGGAAGUGGCGUAGCACCGUAGCGCUGGGAGGGAAACUUUAUGGCAUCCCUGAUCGGGCGGAAGCGAUGCUGAUCUACGACUUUGUUUCCAAACAAGUCAUUGGCAUCGACACGCGAAAAGUUGCCAAGGGGCCUCUGAAGUGGCAAUCCGCAGUUUCGUUGGCAGGAAAGGUCUACGGCAUUCCCUUGAACGCCGAGAAGCUGUUGGUCUUCGACCCCAAGGUCCAUGACAGCUCUGCCAGCCGCCCCAAAUCCAGUCCUUCGAAGUCAGAUGGAUUGAGUGGGGUGGAGACUGGUCACGUUGCCACUGGGAAGCUGAAAUGGCUGGCAGGCUUAAGUCUGGGUGGCAAGGUGAUUGGUGUUCCGUGCAACUCAGAUGCCCUGCUGGUGUAUGAUCCACUGAGCCAUUCCUCAGUGGGUGUUCCAACCAAUUACCACGCCUCGGGACCUUUCAAAUGGCUGUGCGCUGUAGCCUUCCAAGGCAUGCUGUAUGCCAUCCCAUGCCACGCUGACUGCAUCCUGAUCUUUGAUCCUUCCAACAAUCGGCUGUCGCAUGUGGACACCAGAGCUGUCGCUACCGGACCGGGCAAGUGGCUCAGCUGCGUCGUGGUGGCGCAGAAGAUCUACGGCAUCCCGGACCGCGCCUCAAACGUCUUGGUCUUCGAUCCGACCACGGAGGAGGUGUCGGGGAUCGACGUGAGCGGCGUUUGUGAUGGCACGGCCAAGUGGCAAUCCGCGGCGGUGCUGGGGGGCAAAAUCUACGCAGUGCCAUACCAUGCGCACGACAUCUUGGUGGUGGAUCCUGCAUCCUCCACGGCCUCCACCAUCGAUAUCCGAUCUCUGGGCACGGGCAACGGCAAGUGGGGCUUCGGCGCUGUCCUAGGCGGAUCUUUGUGCGGUCUGCCCUGGGAUUCACCGAAGAUCUUGGUCUAUCAGCCAAGCGAAACCAAAGAGGAUCUGUCGCCCUUGGCAGCAAAGCCAUCCGCCGAGAAAGACGUGGACGUGGAUGUGGAGGCAGCCUCGGAUCCGGUGGAGCAUGGCUACAAGGGCACCCCGGACAUCUCUUCGAAGUUGGGCAAGGUGUUGCUGCAGGACUUCGUAGGGGCUUGGCUCAGCGAGUGGAUCUACUUUGCCGAUCCAGCGAAGCCGUAUGCGGUGCCAACCAUGAAGGUCGACGGCAGCCCCGUGAAAUUUCAGGUCCAUAGCGUCAUGGACGAUCCGCUCCUGGGCAGCCCGGCGCGCUCCGCCGUGGUGACCGCCAUGCUGCCCGGAGCGCAGGUGGUGUAUUUGGUCUUCAAAGGCUCAUCCUUUAUGAACGACUUCGUGGCCAAUGCAUCGGUGAGCCCCGACUACACGCCCUUUGAUGCCACCUUUCAGGAUCGGACCACCUUCAUCCACCACGGCGCCUAUCAUGCCACAGCGCAACUGCGAGUGCAGCAGUGGCCAGCCUUACAGGAACAGCUGGAGCGAUGUGUACAAGAUGGUGUGAAGCAGAUGGUCAUCACUGGACAUUCUCUUGGGGGUCAAUAUGCUUUAGCCUUCAUGUUGCAGGUCUUUCUGGAUGGCGUCAAAGGAACUUCACUCCAUCCACUGCUGCAGGAGGCUAGAUGUGCUGCUUUUGGUGCACCCAUGUGUUACGGUGCAGCGGAGGGCUCAGAUAUCCGACAGGACCUUGCCACCUUCUUCCACGCACGCACCGCCGUUUACAUCAACGCGGGAGAUCCUGCACCACGCCUUUGGUCCGAGUUGGAUCUAGAAGACUUUAUGAGGUAUGCCAUUCGUUGGUUUCAGGGUAAGGUGUCGAGCUUUUCUAUGCGCAUCUUGGACUAUGCCGCAGGUGGUCUGGCGCAGAAAGCGCAGGAGAUUCUGAAACGGCCAGAUAUUGAGAAGCAUCUGCUUAGACCAGCAGCGCGCUAUGUACAUUUGUCGCAGAUUCGAGUGUUGGCUAAGGACUUCCUCCUCUGGCGACCUUUGAGCUACGGACGCAUGAACAUCGAUGAACACAGCCUGGCUGCCGGAUACAUCCCUGCAUUAUGCGCAUCCUUCGAUCCCAUUGCAGCGGGGGGUCUGUGGGACGAGAACGGGACAUCCUUGGUGGAUGAGGAAGGUCACGGCAUCGUGUGAGCCCAGGGUUCAUCCAUCGAAGUUGGAUGUUGAC
Molecule: messenger RNA, 2399 nt
Organism: Cladocopium goreaui
Lineage: Eukaryota; Dinophyceae; Suessiales; Symbiodiniaceae
Source: the annotation of a GenBank genome assembly